Molecule: messenger RNA, 252 nt
Organism: Rhizophagus irregularis DAOM 181602=DAOM 197198
Lineage: Eukaryota; Fungi; Glomeromycota; Glomeromycetes; Glomerales; Glomeraceae
Source: RefSeq, a predicted model, not a curated record
CAAAAUUUACAUAUGUCCAAGGUGUUGCAGUACUGUCUAAAAAAUUCCAUGUCUGGAAAGAGCCAAAGAACCAUCACAAUUCUGUUCGUGUAUAAAUUAUUCCUUAUUCAGUUAUCAAAUUUCCACGCGUCUGAAGACAAACCAAGAAAACCACUGAUACCUAAAAAAAGAAAGCUUUAUUUUUUGGGUUUUUUUUUGGUUUUUUGCAUAGUUAUUAAAUACCUGUAAUUGCUGUUAUUAGAAAUGUUCAAU